Messenger RNA from Prunus dulcis (almond), 1224 nucleotides. RefSeq names its product peroxidase 10. The transcript is spliced from 4 exons. Gene Ontology annotation, biological process: hydrogen peroxide catabolic process; response to oxidative stress. The record is from RefSeq and is a predicted model, not a curated record. Gene Ontology annotation, molecular function: heme binding; peroxidase activity. The coding region runs from base 156 to 1154 and encodes 332 amino acids. NCBI's taxonomy places the organism in Eukaryota, Viridiplantae, Streptophyta, Magnoliopsida, Rosales, Rosaceae.
AGAUUUUUCCAACUAGUGGCAUUACCACUCUGAGUUUAACCAAUGAAAUCACUUUGAAUUUUCAGUGUUUUCGCCUAUAAAUAACAGCAAAAGAUCCCUUUAGAUGUCAUCAUAAUCAGAAUUUCACAGCAAACCUUUUACAUUGAUCACCAGCUAUGACUCACAAAAUCAUCUCCUACUUCACUUUUUCUUUAUGUUUACUCUUGUCUUUGUCUCCCUUUGUUCAUAUGCAUCCAUUUGCUUAUAGCCAGCUUGAUUACAAUUUCUACGACAGAUCAUGCCCCCGCUUAUCAAUGAUUGUUAGGUACAAUUUGUGGGCAGCAAUCAGGAAUGACACCAGGAUGGCUGCAUCCCUUCUUCGGAUGCAUUUUCACGAUUGUAUCGUCAAUGGGUGUGACGGCUCAGUGCUUCUUGAUGACACAGAAGACUUUAAGGGCGAGAAGAAUGCAUUGCCAAAUCGUAAGUCACUUCGGGGUUUCGAAGUGAUUGACAAUAUAAAGGCAGAUGUUGAGAGAUUUUGCCCAUCGACUGUUUCGUGUGCUGAUAUUUUGACUCUUGCAGCAAGAGAAGCUGUUGGCCUGGCAGGAGGGCCUUUUUGGCCUGUUCCAUUGGGCAGAAGAGAUGGAACAACUGCAAGUGAGAAGGCAGUUACUGAACAACUACCAUCACCUAUUGAGCCUUUAGAGAAUAUCACUGCCAAGUUCACAUCAAAGGGUCUUGACAUAAAAGAUGUUGUAGUCCUCUCAGGUGGACAUACUCUAGGAUUUGCUCAAUGCUUCACCUUCAAGAGAAGACUCUUCGACUUCAACGGCUCUGGCAAGCCUGACCCAACACUUGAUUCUUCAGCCCUUACAAACUUGAGAAGCAUAUGUCCCAAAAAAGAUUCAGCAAACAGCAAUCUUGCUCCUCUUGAUUCCACUAAUCUCAGAUUUGACAAUGCCUAUUACACAAACCUGGUUAGCAACACAGGUCUUCUAGAAUCUGAUCAGGCAUUGGUAAAGGAUCCAAAUACUGCUGCAAUGGUUAAUUCUUAUAGUGCAAACCCUUUUCUUUUCUCUAAUGACUUUGCUGCAUCAAUGGUGAAGCUUGGUAAUGUUGGAGUAUUGACUGGGAAAGAUGGGCAAAUAAGGAAGAAAUGUGGAUCUGUGAACUAAACGAAUGAUUUGUAAUAUUAAUGGCAUUUCUCUCUAUGAAAAAGUAGUGUAAUCUAGUUGAAGUUGUUAA